This is a messenger RNA of Trichoderma aggressivum f. europaeum, 3177 nucleotides long. RefSeq lists its product as uncharacterized. The record is from RefSeq and is a predicted model, not a curated record. The coding region runs from base 1 to 3177 and encodes 1058 amino acids. NCBI's taxonomy places the organism in Eukaryota, Fungi, Ascomycota, Sordariomycetes, Hypocreales, Hypocreaceae. The transcript is spliced from 7 exons. Gene Ontology annotation, cellular component: cytosol. Gene Ontology annotation, biological process: cytoskeleton organization.
AUGAAUAGUUUGUGGUCCUCAGCGAAAUCGGCUCAGGCCUCGUCCAACGAGGCCUCUACAGAGGCAGUGGAGGAGGCCGUCGACUUCUCCGCAGACGAAUCCGCGAUUGACGACUCCCCAGCCCCAUCCCCAGCCCCAUUGCUGCCGCCACUCUCGUCGUCCAGAGGCCCCCUUCAGCAGUCCCAACAACAAUCGCCACGGCAGGGCGGCAGCUCCAACAUGCUUCCUCCCGCAGCCUCGGGCGGUAAUAAUAUUGCAAAUAAUGCGAAUCGGGCGCAAAUCCCACAGCAUGCCCCCACCGACUCCCUGUCGCUGAUGCAGCUGCGGCGCAUCGUGGCCACGGUCAAUGCAGCUGAGCCCGCGGCAUAUGACUUUGUCUACUCGGAUAUGGCCCCCCACGCCGAGGAGAUAGACGAGUGGUUCGUGUAUCAAUUCUGGCAGUGGGUGCGCCUUAACGCGGCGCAAAAGGCCUUUGAGUGGCAUUGGAAGCACGAGGCGGGCGGCAAGCAUGGCUGGGACGAUGCGGACCACGACACGAGGGCGAGAUUUAUACAGGGCGCCAUUGCGGGCGUGCAGUCUAAUGACGCGGCUCUCAAGGCGAAUUCGAUUGGAAAGAUUAUGUAUCUGGUGUUGGGGAGAUGGGGUGACACCGCAAUGCCUCACGCGACGGAUGAAGCGAGCCGGUCGAUUGCGAGCAUCCCUCAGUUACAGGCAAUAAAGGCUGGCGUGACGUGUUUGACGUCGCUGGGGGGUAUAUCGGUCGUUUGGGAAGCGCUGAGGAAUGUCUUUGAGAUCCAUUGGACUGGCGAGAUCCAACAAGCCAGUGCUCAGGAUGCGCAAGACGAACUCAUGAAUCUCCUGACGAUUAUGUAUAUUGUUGUUCAGGAGACGUUGAACGACCCUGAAGAUAUGGCGUCGACAGAAGCAAAAUUGCUUGAGUUGAACCCCUCGCUGGUUGAUUUCAUGAUGCUGGCGACUUCCAAGUUGAGGUGGGAUGAACAGAGCACCAUGCCUCAUACUCAAAUUUUCCUAUUGUUCUGGAAAUCGAUUCUUCUUGUUUUCGGCGGAAUCAAAGACCUUGAGCGGGUCAAGGAAGCGACCGGCGAGCUGACAACUGGAGACAAGACCAAAGACACCAUCACGGCAAAUCCUUUAGACUAUCAUGUUUUCCGCCAGGAAAUAACGUCUAAAUACCCGGCUUACGUCCCUCCGCAGCCCCUGAUCCCCCUAGAGGCUGACAACCCAUCCCUUCUUCCACCUCUGCCUAAUAUUGCGAGCCGAAAUGGUGCCAACGGCAUUAUCCCACAGCCGCCAAAUGUACAAAUGGGAGGAGCGUCUAUCCUCAACCAGCCAGUACACAUUGCCACCCCAGCACCGUCACCACCGCCGUCUCCGGGAGUCGGUGGUAAGGGCGGUAAGAAGCAAAACUACCAGACUAACCAAAACUUUCCCUUUAUGUAUCCUCCUCUUGAUGCCACCAGUAACAGCGCUGGCGGGAAGGGUGAAGCGGGGUAUGGCAAUCCUCUGGUUUCUAGAAAAUGGGAGGGCAGCGAUAUUCCCGCCUCAAUCCUCGAAGCGGGACAACUCUUCUCUUCGCGUGUCAGGAUGACCCGAGCAACUCGUCAGCUCUGGGAAGAGCGGGAGCGAUUCCUCAAGUUUGAGCGCGGCUGGGAGACUGAUGACGAUGCUGACGAAAGCGACAAUGAUGAUAUUGAGGAACUUGAUCUUAAUGAGCUCACGUUGGAGGAGAGAGAGGUGUUGCGCGAACUACGAGUGGAGGAUAAUAAAGAGAAGAAGAAGAAAGAUCGAUCAUUCCCAGGCCCCGAGCUUGACCUUGGCCCCCAACCGGAUAGACUGAGCGAACGAGACAAGCAACGGCUCAUGGCGGUGGAGCGUUUCUACAGCGAUGCCUUGCCUCACCUUCAGUCCAUAGUGAUUGUUUUACUUCGCCCCAUCCUUGUUAAUGUCACGGCCAUAGUGACCCAGCAGCAGAACCAGAUGGCAGGGGUGGCCAGUAGAGCUAACAAUCCCGGCGUUAAUGGUGGCCAUGGGUCGCAGAGGGGUAUGGAUAUGGGUGGACAAGGGCAGGCAGAGCACGAUGGGGAACCGACUCCCGAAGAGAUCGACGCCACUCGAACAAGGGAGAUUACUUCGAAGGCUAUGACGGCGAUUCUCUUACUCUUGCUGAAGUGGCUCAGGCUCUCGCAUGUUCUCAAGUUUGAAUACUUGACUCAGCUUCUGCUGGAUUCUAAUUACCUGCCCUUGGUCCUCAAACUCUUUGCGCACCAAGACAUUCAACAAGUGGUCGACAGCAAGAUGGAUCAUGUUGAAAAUAGCUUCUUCCAAUUUUGCAACAUUCGGUCAAAAUUUAAGGAUAAGACCGAGAGCGAUGCCGACAACGAGGAAGAAGACGUGGACGAAGAAGACGUUCAUGGUGAAGACGAAGGCAACGGGCGAUUAGCAGGAGAAGAUAGCGGAGACGACGCGGCGCCACCGCCGAUUAAGAGGCAGCGAGAGCUAGAGGAACCGGUCGUGGACCAGAUGGAAGAUGUGGCUGUCGACAGCGAAGAACAUGUCCCGAUGAGACCAGAGGUUGACGAAAUGGGGCUGCCCCUGGGCACUCUCCCAAUGGAGCCCAUUACCGACUUCUCGAGAAGAAACUUCUUCUCCCUGAUCAACUACCUCAGGGUGAUGCAGAAGAUCUGCAAGAACAAGGCGCACCGCAACUUGCUGCUGGUGCAGUAUAAGUCAUCCACCAUCCUCAAGAAGUCUCUGAGGGUGCCCCAGCCCGAGCUUCGGCUGUACACGCUCAAGCUCUUCAAGGGCCAAGUGCCGUACUGUGGCCGCAAGUGGAGGCAGUCCAACAUGCGCGUCAUCACCGCCGUCUACCUCCACUGCCGGCCCGAGCUGCGCGACGAGUGGCUCGCGGGCAGCGACAUUGACGCCGAGGUGGACUCGGCGCUGCCGCUGGAGCAGGCGUUGCGGAGCUUGACGCACUGGCUCAACGUGCGGAGGUACCCGGAGAAGAUUGCGGCCGACAUUCGCAUCGCCAUGAGGGAGGAGCAGGACUUCUUCUCGCGGGAGCUGGAGAAGGUGGACCUGAACUGGACGGACUUGAUGCUCAAUGGGGAUGAUACCAUGAGUGAGAUGGACCAUGGAGAGUCGACUUGGGGGUAA